Argiope bruennichi is the source of this 3257-nucleotide messenger RNA. Its product is annotated as dipeptidyl peptidase 9-like. Gene Ontology annotation, molecular function: dipeptidyl-peptidase activity; serine-type peptidase activity. The coding region runs from base 334 to 2844 and encodes 836 amino acids. The transcript has 21 exons. Lineage: Eukaryota; Metazoa; Arthropoda; Arachnida; Araneae; Araneidae. Gene Ontology annotation, biological process: proteolysis. The record is from RefSeq and is a predicted model, not a curated record.
CAGCUUCUUCAACAUUCACUCUCAGCUGUCUUGGCAACUCUUGACUUAUUGGGAAUGGGUUAAAUUGAAAAUUAAAUUAAAUAUUUAUAUGAAAUGUCCAUAUUUUAUAAAUAUGCAUAGCUUUAUUUAUUUAAUUUUGUAAUGAAGCAUUGUGCAAAAGGCGUUGAUGUGUUGCGAUCGUACCUUAAUAAAGAAAUUUUUAGAUGAAUGUAAAAUAGUUCUGAUCAGUAGAGUUUUCAUAUCCCAUCCGUAACUGUGGCUUCCAACAACACACAUAUUGAUACGGAGAUUGAAAGGUUUGUUUCAAGAAAAGACUUGAAACGCCCAAGAAUAAUGGAGGUAGAUGCAAGUGGUGAUGAAGUUAACAACCAUCGCAAAAGCAAUGGAAAGAAGAAAACAUGGACUGAAUUGAAGAAGGAGGUUCGCAAUGUUCGGAGACAGCUGUCUAGCAUAUCAUCUAAAAUACCUAGUUAUUUUGAAUUUAAAGAAAUGGUAGCAGAAAAUGAGACUCGUUUCUGUAGAAUCUACUUCCUCAGCACUCUUGCAUCAGGAAGAGAGACAACUCUCUUGUAUUGUGAUGUCCCAUUUGACUAUGCAAAAAGCAAAAUAGAGACUUUUCCAUGGCAACCUUUGCUUGAAUCCUCUUUCCAAGCUCAAGGACAUUUCUCCCGUGAAGAGCAAAUGCAAAUGGAGCGAAAGAGGUGUGUGAUAUGGGGUAUAACUUCUUUUGAUUACCAACCUUCUAUAGGAAGGUUUGUGUUCCCAGCAUCGGGAUCUGUAUUCUAUUGUGAUGAUCAACAAACACAGACACCUUUACAUCCACAUGAAUUGGAGCACUUUGUGUCAAUAAAUUCACAUCUGAAUCCUCAAAUGUGUCCAUGGAAUCCUGACCUCAUUGCUUAUAUUAACAACUGUGAUCUGUGGGUCCACCAUAUUAUAUCAUGCUGCGAUGUCAGGCUUACUUAUGCAAGAAAAGGAAGUACUGAUUUGUCAGAAGAACCACUAAGUGCAGGUAUACCUUCAUAUAUUACCCAAGAAGAAUUUAAUAGAUAUACAGGGUUUUGGUGGCAGCCUGUGUCUAUAUUUUCUGGUGGUGAUAUUUACCAUAUACUAUAUGAAGAAGUCGAUGAAAGUCAAGUAGAACUUUUAUAUCUACCAUGUUUUGCGGAUGAAAAAGAGGUUGAAAUUUAUCGCUUUCCUCGUGCAGGAACUAAAAAUGCUAAGUCAACACUGAAGAUUGCUCAGUUCCGGGUAACAGCAACAAAUGAGAUAGAAGUUUUGCCAUAUCUUCAGUUAAGUGACAACAUAACAUCACUUUGUCCAGAUAUCGAAUACCUGGUAAGAGCAGGGUGGACACCUGAUGGAAAACAUGUAUGGGCCAAAGUACUUGAUCGAAAACAAAGUCAUGAACAAUUGCUUCUUUUGCCUUUUUCUUCUUUUGUCUCAAGUGACCCCACCAAAGAAAUCUAUGCUAAUCAUAUUGAAAGCAAUCCAGUUGCGCAAGUGAUAUAUGAAGAGGUUUCUGAUGUGUGGAUUAAUGUUACUGAUGUUUUAUAUUUCUUUACUCAAGAAAUUCCCAAUGAAAUUACUUUCUUAUGGGCUAGUGAAGAAACUGGUUUCAGGCAUCUGUAUAUAGUAACUGUGGAACUUCUAAUGGCUAAUGAGUGUAAAAUAAACCAUAAGGGAACCAAAUUGACUGAAGUAUCAAAACGUAUAAAGAAGAAAAUUGCUCUUACCAGUGGUGAAUGGGAAGUUUCAGAAUCUGAUAUUUGGGUAAAUGAAAAGAAGAGACUUGUGUAUUUUAUUGGUCUAAAAGAUUCACCAUUAGAGAGACAUCUGUAUGUUGUAGAUAUAGAUAAUCCCCAUGAGCCUCUACGGUUGACGGCAUCUGGAUUCUCUCACAGUGUUGCUAUGAAUGAUGAUUGCACUCUGUUUGUGACUAUUCAGAGCAGUGUGGGUCAACCCCAUUUUGGUCAAGUGUAUCAAAUAUGUUAUUCUCCAAAUAAUCCUUUUACAGUUCAGGCACUUGGGUAUUUUAUAGAGCCCUCAGCUCUGCCUUCUAGUUAUCGUCAGCCUGAAUUGUUCAGUCAUAGAUUGCAGUCUGGUCAUUUAAUUUACGGAAUGCUCUUCAAGCCUCCUAACAUGAGGGUUGAUGAGAAAUAUCCAACUGUAUUAACAAUUUAUGGUGGUCCAGAAGUUCAAUUAGUGACAAACAGUUACAAGGGAAUGAGAUACCUUCGACAGUAUUUGCUCUCUUCGGAAGGAUAUGUGGUUGUCUCCAUUGAUUGUCGUGGGUCGAGACAUAGAGGAGUUGCCUUUGAGAGUCACAUCAAAAGUAGAAUGGGCACAGUUGAAAUUGCUGAUCAAGUUGAAGUUUUAUUGUGGCUAUCUGAAACGACUGGUAUUAUAGAUCUUGACAGAGUAGCUGUUCAUGGAUGGUCUUAUGGUGGUUAUCUAUCUUUGAUGGGUUUAAUACAGCGACCUGAUAUAUUUAAGGUUGCUGUUGCUGGUGCACCUGUCACAUCAUGGACAUUGUAUGAUACUGGUUAUACUGAGCGCUACAUGGGAACACCUGAAAGAAAUGCUACUGGUUAUUCAACUGGGUCUGUUAUAGAUAAUGCAAAUCGAUUUCCUGAUGAGGAGAAUCGGUUAUUAAUAAUUCAUGGAUUAAGAGAUGAAAAUGUUCAUUUUGCUCAUACAAGUCAGCUUAUAAAUGCUUUGAUAAAGGCAGGAAAACCUUACCAGUUACAAAUUUAUCCUACAGAGAGGCACAGCUUACGACACUUAGAUACAAGUGAACAUUAUGAAACAACCCUACUAAGUUUCUUACAACAGCAUCUUUGACUCUUAAAAAUUAUAGGCUAUUUUUUUAAUUGCAUAAAGACAGCAUCUGAAUCAUGUUACUAUAAUUUCAUCAUUUCAAUUCUAGGUGUUCAAGAGUUGCCACUUUUGUAAAUAUUGAGGUUAACUAUAGAAAUGGAUUUGUAAUUUUUAAUUAAGAAGUUGCAUGGAUAGAUGUAACUAUGAAAUGACGAAAGCCAGUUUUUGUGGCUAAUUUUUCAGCAUGGUUGAUCUUCUUUUUGUGGUUUUGCUUAAAUAUUUUAGAUAAAAAGCUCUUUUUUUAUUAUUUAAAUAAAAAAAAAUCAACGACCUGUUUAGCAAAAAAGUUCUUUUUUUUUCUAAGAUUUAUUACCUAAAAAGUUGAGAGAUGUUACUAUUAUACUGUUAUAUUAGUUUUGAAGUAAAAUGAAAUAGCU